Messenger RNA from Peromyscus eremicus (cactus mouse), 1806 nucleotides. RefSeq names its product sorting nexin 32 (gene Snx32). Gene Ontology annotation, molecular function: phosphatidylinositol binding. The transcript is spliced from 13 exons. The record is from RefSeq and is a predicted model, not a curated record. Bases 275 to 1483 code for a protein of 402 amino acids. NCBI's taxonomy places the organism in Eukaryota, Metazoa, Chordata, Mammalia, Rodentia, Cricetidae. Gene Ontology annotation, cellular component: endosome.
GAGCUACUCGGGCUCUGCCCUAUCCUGGACCGGCUCUCUGGCGCCGCUUAAAAGGUGGCACAGGAUCGACAGGCCUCACAGCCAAUAGCAGCUCUCGUGGUAGACCCGGUGCCCAGUCAGGAGCAGCUCCAGGCUGUAGGAACCACGCCGGGAGGUGGCAGAGAGUGUCGGUCAGCUGAUAGGAUCCCUGCAGGGCCCCCUCAUCCGAGCUCUUGGAACGCGCAGGCUGUGCGUCCCAGCUAAGGAUUCUUGUGCGUCCCAGCUAAGGAGCACUAUGGAGGAGUAUCAUCAAGAGGCUGGGAAAGAGCGUAAGCCUUCCUCCGUGGAUCUGCAGGGAGACAGCUCCUUACAGGUGGAGAUUUCUGAUGCAGUGAGUGAGCGGGACAAAGUAAAGUUCACUGUUCAAACCAAGAGUGGCCUCCCUCAGUUUGCCCAGCCUGAGUUCUCAGUGGUUCGGCAGCACGAAGAAUUCAUCUGGCUACACGACACCUAUGUGGACAACGAGGAGUAUGCUGGCCUCAUUAUUCCUCCAGCCCCUCCCAGGCCAGACUUUGAGGCUUCAAGGGAGAAGCUGCAGAAGUUGGGUGAGGGAGACAGCUCCAUCACCCGGGAAGAGUUUGCCAAGAUGAAGCAGGAGCUAGAGGCGGAGUACCUGGCCAUCUUUAAGAAGACUGUUGCAAUGCAUGAAGUCUUCCUGCAGCGCCUGGCAGCCCAUCCCACCCUGCGUCAGGAUCACAACUUCUCUGUCUUCUUGGAAUACAGCCAGGAUCUGAGUGUUCGAGAGAAGAACAGGAAGGAGGUCUUGGGAGGGUUCCUGAGGAACAUCGUCAGAUCUGCAGAUGAAGUCCUCAUCACCGGCAUAUCAGGGCUCAAGGAGGUAGAUGACUUCUUUGAGCAUGAGAGGACCUUCCUAGUAGAAUACCACAACCGAAUCCGAGAUACCUGCCAGAGGGCUGACCGGGUUAUGCACUCCCACAAGUGCCUGGCAGAUGACUACAUACCUAUAUCUGCUGCGCUGAGCAGUCUCGGAAGCCGGGAAGUCAGCCAGCUCAAGAGGAGCUUCCUGAAACUGGCCGAGCUCUUUGAACGACUGAGGAAGCUGGAAGGCCGGGUCGCCUCUGAUGAGGACCUGAAGCUGUCUGACAUGCUGAGAUACUACAUGCGAGACUCACAGGCAGCCAAGGACCUGCUGUACCGGCGGCUUCGGGCACUGGCUGACUACGAGAAUGCCAACAAGGCACUGGACAAAGCUCGUACGAGGAACCGGGAAGUGCGACCAGCAGAGAGCCACCAACAGCUGUGCUGCCAGCGCCUUGAGCGUCUCUCUGACUCCGCCAGGCAGGAGCUCAUGAACUUCAAGUCCCGCCGGGUCUCCUCUUUCCGUAAGAAUCUCAUUGAGUUGGCAGAGCUGGAGCUCAAACAUGCCAGGGCCAGCACACUGCUUCUGCGGAACACCCUUGUUGCCCUUAAGGGAGAGCCCUAGUGAAUCAAGAUGCUACUCUGAGACCUUCAAUGACAAGAGUCCUCAUCUCCUACCAUCUCCCCAUAGAGAUGCCCCCUUCUCUACCAAAGCAGCCAGUAGCCAUACCCCACUCAGGAACCUAUUUUUCCUCAAACCCAGGCCCAAAGACAAUUGGCCUGCCUGACAGGGCAGCACGGGGGACACAAUUGGCCACAGGUAAGCAGUUUCCAGGGACCCUAGCCUUCCUCACAGCAGGCUUAGUCAAGUCUCCACACCUCCACCCCAUCUCUGGCUUUUGAAUUCCCAUCUGUUCUUUACAAAUAAACAGCCUGGUUUUAUAGCCA